CCGAAUCUGGUCAAGUCUAGGCUGAAUGAGAGCUGCAUUCUUUAAUUGUUUCAACAAAUGCCCUCUCUCGUAAGGCGAAAUACGGAUAUCUCGGGAUGUGCCAACAGUCUCCUGCAUAGAGCUGAAAGACAACCGCAAAAGUACAUAACGGGCACUAGAAACUCCAUCAAACAAGCAAUGGCUUGGCACCCUUUGUACCGUAACUUUGUUUUAGCAAGCAACUGUCAUGAAAACAUACGGUCUUUUUCUUGUCGGCUUGGCUGCUCUAGCCACCGCUGAUGUCAAACUCACAAGCUCAGGCUGUGCCGACGCAUCAGGCUUCGAAAAGUGCCAGGCCUCAGUCAACAAGAAGACGAGCAGCUGCAUCGCUCAAGCUCGCCACGAUAACAGCCAGCUAGAACUCCUCGCAUGCGGCUGCCAGGACUACGUCGACAACUUCAACUGCUACGCGGCUUCUUGCUGGAAUAGGGUCUGGGAAUGCGAGUAUCAGGAGUACAUGGUUUCGUACUUCAUGAACUGCGCUACUGCCAAGCAACCAGUUCCCUACUUCCCCGCUCCCAAGAAUGCGCCAGGCGCUUGCUCUUGUAACGUCGGACAAGUCUAUCUCAACAUACAAGAUGCCAUUCAACAGACGGCGACGUGUUCGAACAAUGCUGAUUCAGGCGAUGCGGGAAGCAAUCUACAGCAAAUAGAGGGCUGCAACUGCUGUGAGAUUAGUGGAGCUCUGUCAAGUAUUGUAGAGAUAUGCCCCAAGACCGACCCCAACCUCAUCGGUCUGAAACAAAUAUCUAGCCUCGAGUCAGAGCUAAACGUCGAUUACAAAUCCUGCGGGUCAUACAUGGAGACGUACGAUUGUUCGUCCAAGCUUUCGUACUCUUUGGAAGGCGUCAGCACAUAUUACAAGCCUGAUGAUCCCCUCAAGACCGGUACCGCCACCUUGAGCAACAACCCAGGCUCCGUCACGGCACCAGCGAGCGGAAAGGUCUUCUCGUAUACCAACGGAGGCGAUGGAACUGUCUAUACUAUUACCGCUGCUGGUGUCGGCAAGGACAGUUCUGAUAGCAAGGGGAGCUCCGAUAGCAAUAGUGGUUCAGGUUCAAGUGACGAUUCGUCGGGCUCCACUGGCACCGCGACUGGGGACAGUAGUAAGGCUACUGAGAGCUCCAAGAAGAACGGGGCAGAUAGGUUGGCGACUGGAAGUGCCUUGAUAAUCGGAGUGACACUGGUGAUGACUCUUGCGUCGAUUUACUAGCUUUGUAGCUGAUGGGAAAGACUCAUCACUUUAGCAGGCAACUGGCAUGAUAGCGAUGACUACAUCGAUGAUGAAUGGCUGGUGAGAAAGAGUAAUCGUAGAUAGACUUAAGCCAUUGAUCAUCUAGAAUUAACAGUAGAAUAAAU
Molecule: messenger RNA, 1398 nt
Organism: Fusarium oxysporum Fo47
Lineage: Eukaryota; Fungi; Ascomycota; Sordariomycetes; Hypocreales; Nectriaceae
Exons: 2
Coding region: 227-1252 (341 amino acids)
Source: RefSeq, a predicted model, not a curated record